Messenger RNA from Dreissena polymorpha, 7722 nucleotides. RefSeq names its product ganglioside-induced differentiation-associated protein 1-like. The transcript has 5 exons. Gene Ontology annotation, biological process: mitochondrial fusion; mitochondrial fission. The record is from RefSeq and is a predicted model, not a curated record. NCBI's taxonomy places the organism in Eukaryota, Metazoa, Mollusca, Bivalvia, Myida, Dreissenidae. The coding region runs from base 268 to 1242 and encodes 324 amino acids. Gene Ontology annotation, cellular component: mitochondrial outer membrane.
UGUUCACAUUUAAUAUGUGACUUUUGAUAAAGAACCUUUUAAAUAAUAUCUUUUAAAUUGAACAUUUUAAAAUAUGAAUAAUAUUUUUUCUAUUCGUUAGUUUUACCGUUUCACUCUACUGAAAAACAUGUUAACGUUUACAUAAUGACACCCCUGUGGAACCCCACCCCUGUCUGUGAAAUGGAACAACCUAUAUACAUGUCAAGUCAAUAUUUACAUUUGGGGCCACACAUGUUUUAUAUUUGAGUGAUAAUUUAAUGCAGGGCAAUGAAAAAAGCUUCAAGAGAUCGACCCAUUUUCUUUUACUUUCCCACAUCCUUUUCAUCACAAAAGGUUCUGUUUGCCCUAAAUGAAAAGGAUGUAGUUGUGAAGAAGAAAUUGGUCAGCCUGUCAUCUGGCCAACAAAACGAAUCCUGGUAUGUGAGACUGAAUCCCGAUGGCUAUCACACGCCUGUUCUUAAGCAUGGAGAGAAUGUCAUCGUGGAGCCUGAUGAUAUCAUAGACUACAUCAGCCAGAUAACACAGGGUGCUGGAGGUCAUCCAUUAGUACCUAGCUUGGACUCAGAACUUGGUAAAAAUGUCCAGCAGAUGCGGAAAAAACUGGACAGUAUACCAGUGGACAUCCUCACAUACGGGGUCAUCUACCAUCCACAUUUGUCCACAACUGGCUGUCUCAUACCCUACGCCAUGCAGCGCUCUAUGAAAGAGAACUUUGAGAAGAGGUUAAGUCUCUUGAUCGAGCUGGCCACUCGGCACCCUGAGCUGCGUGACAGCUACUUGAACAAGUCGCAGCUGGCGGCCUCCAACUUCGAUACGAUCACCGACGUGGACCGGGUCAAGGCACAGUUGGAUGACCUCAUGAACUUCUUUGCUGAAGUGGAGGAACAGCUAAGAAAGAUCAGAGAAGAGGGAAGCUUCAUAUCGGAUGAGUUGUGGUUGUUUGGGCCGAUGUUCACGGCAGCAGACAUUGGUCUUGCGGUCCUCCUACACCGGCUCACACUACUCGGGCUUGCACGACGAUUCUUCCCUCCCGACAGGUGCCCCUGCAUUCACCAGUACUUCUACCAGGUGCAGAAACGACCGGCGUUCCAGAAAAUACAGCACGAGAUAGGGAUGUUGAGGCUGACCUUGGCCUUGCAGACUUUGAAAGCAGCUUCCCCGUAUUUACUUGCUUUGGGUAUAGUAGGAGUGGGAAUAGGGGCUGGAUAUUAUGUGUACAAAAAGAUUAAUGAAUCUGAGUAAACCUGUGAUUUAAGAAUCUUUUUAAAUAAGUGUUGUUUCAGUGAUUUUUUUCCGCCUAAAAGUACAGCCUCUUACAGGCUGUUUUUCAAUUGCAAAAAGUACAAAAAGUAUGUUUCCCAAUCGCAAAAAGUAACAUUUUUCCCCAAAUUUGACCGAACUUUCCCAAACAUACAUGUAUGCCAAACUUUUCCAAUUAACUAAAUAAUUGGUUUAUUGAGUUUUUUAUACUGCAAUUUAAGUCUCUAGCACCUUUUAAUAUACACCUGUAAAUGUUAGAAAGCAGUUAAACAUGCACUUAUAAACAGUUGGUAUACUGUUAUUUUUAAUCAUAUUAAUAAUGUUUAAAGUUUUCCCAAUUUCAUGGUUAAUCAAGCUUUUUAUCUGUAUAAAAAUGGCACAGGCUGUAAAAUAUAAAGCAACAAAACUCACUAUGUUUUUUUUAUUGCUUAGGUAAUUUGCUUAUUGUUUAUCGCUGGACCAUUUGACUGUUAAGAUACUUGUACUCAGUUUACUUGCCUUGUUUUGAUAUGUUAUCAGUGAUAUGUAAACAAUACAUUACCAUAGCAACUGUGAUGGUCAUUUUGAGUACCGGUACCAGUGUUUCAAAUGGAAAAUUACAAGACUAUUGAAAUACCAGUUUUAAUCUGUCGUUGAAUUCAUAGGAAAACAUAACAAAUAACAUUUUAGUAAAUGUAAGGUGGUACCGUACCUUCUAUUUAGCGAAUCUCUUAUAUAUAACCAAUAAUAUUAACAGUUAUAUUUUGCUCAUCCUGAGUGCAUGCUACAUGUAUAGACAUUAAAGACUGUUUAUAAUGAAUGAUUUUAUGUUCAAAAGAACACGUUUUACUCUGUCACUUUAAAAGCAUUUAAACAAAUGUAGAUUUUUACAUUUUGUAUAUAGACCCAUCUCUUAAUGGGAUUUGUUAUGGGAACACCCUUGGAAGGCGGAUGGAUAGGUUGCUGCUUUCCUUUCUCUUCAUGAUACAGUUUUCAUAGAAUCAUCACCAAAUAAAACCAACCUGUCCCACCAGGAACUUUAGACAUAUUCAUUUAUUGCCAAUGUUUUAUAAAAAAGCAAAAUUCUCUGUUUCAGCUCUGGUAACUCAUUCUCCUUUCAUCAAAUCUUCACAAAACUAUCCAGAUAUGGGGUCCAUUUUUUACAACGAGAGAAUAUUUCUGUCCAUGACCUUAAACCUAUUUAUUUUAGCUCUAUGGCAUCGAAAGCCUCGGGUUUAUGGAAACGCUCUAGAGUCCGUUUUCUGGGCCUAGAACCAGUAAUUGGUGUCUAAAGGGAGAUCUAAACUUUAAAAAAUGCUACCACAGUAGGGAUCGAACCAGUGACCUUCCGGUCACUAUCCAAUACGCCAUUGGGACCUUUUAUCUUAUGACCUCAUGACGUUAUUAAUGAUGAUGAUCCCUGGAUCCCUAUGUUAAGUGUCCUGGUUUCUGAUUGUGAAAUCAUGAUGAAUUGUGUGAAAUCAUGAUUCAUUUCGCGAAAUCAUAAUGAAUUGUGUGAGAUUGUGUUACAAACUGAAAACUACAAUUGCAUAUAAGCUGAACUGUUAUUCAUAAGUAUGAAUGAAAAAUAUUUGUCGCAGAACUUUUUGUGCAAUGUACAUGGAUGGCUAUUGAAAUUGUAAAAUCAUUAUUGGUGUGCAAAAGUUUUCUUUGAUUUUGGGGUUUACGGAUCCACAAAUUCAACACAGACACAUUCGAAAAUGACUGAUUACAGAUUUGACAAUGCCACAUUUGUGUUUUUGCAUAAUUUUAAAUCCAUGAAGUAACGAACCGAUGAUGGUCUUCUUUUAACCACCCAAUUUCUUGCACCAGAAUAUGUAUGAUUUUACAGUAUAUCAGGUAGAGAAAAAGCAUUCAGAGUAAUUUUAGUAUUAAAAAAUAAUUGAACCUUGGAUUUUAGUGUAAUUGUGUUCGAAUGUAUAUGAGUCGUGUUCUGAGAAAACUGGGCAUAAUGCUUGUGCGCUAAGUGUCAUCCAAGAUUAGCCUGUGCAGUCCACACAGGCUAAUCAGGCAUGCCACUUUCCGCUUUUAUGAUAUCUUUUGUUUAAAUGAAGUCUCUUCUUAGCAAAAAUCAAAUUUAGGCGGAAAGUGUCGUGCCUGAUUAGCCUGUGUGGACUGCACAGGCUAAUCUGGGAUGACACUUUACACACAUGCAUUAUGCCCAGUUUUCUCAGAACAGACUCAUGUUAUUUUACUUUUUUGACCACUUCAGUGACUUUUACUAACAAUAGGGACAUUGAUGAUUGUUUAUCAAUUAAUCUGUAAAGGCCUUUUGUUAGUACUCAUGUGGGAGUUGUCAUCGAGACUAUGGUAUAUUUAUAUGGUGAAUUUAAAUGGUAUAAUUGUUAGAUAUAUUUUUUCAGUAUAUGUGCUGUUCUUCUUUUACCAUUAAAUAGAUAAUUUGACUUUUUAUGCCCCCUUUCGCAGAAAAGGGGGUAUAUAGUUUUCGCACUGUCUGUCAGUCAGUCUGUCUGUCAGUCUGUCACACUUUUCGUGUCCACUCUCUAACUCAAAUAGUUUUCAUCCGAUCUUUACGAAACUUGGUCAGAAGCUGAUCUAGACAAUAUCUACGUCAAGUUCGAAUAUGGGUCAUGCCGGGUCUAAAACUAAGUCACGGGGUCAAAAAAACAAAUCCAAGGAAAGUAAUAAGCUUUAAAUGGACAUAAUUGUCUGACCUGCCAAAUUAUUUAUUUUUGUUAAAUAAAUCAAAGCAGCGCAGUAGGCGGCAUUGUGUUUCUGACAAACACAUCGUGGUAAAAGGUCAAGGUCAAGGUCAUCCUUCAAGGUCUAAGGUAAAAAAUACAAAUCCAAGGGAAGUAAUAAGCUUUAAAGGGAGAUAAUUAUUCAAUAUUGAACACAGCAACUUGAUAUUUGGCAAGCAUGUGUAUCUCAUGGAGCUGCACAUUUUGAGUGGUGAAUCUACAGUCACGGUAGUAGCUUUUAAUUAUUUGCUACUAAAAAUAGAGAUUUGUUAGAGACAAUUAUUUUCAAGGGAAGUAAUUUAUACAAUUAUAAAUCUCAGAAUAUAUAUGUCCUUACCAAGAAUUUAAGUUCUUUUCACAGUUACUGUUAAGAUUUUUAUUUUGAUUUUUUAUAACCCAAAUGAUUAUUUGUCAAAGGUUGUUUUUUUAAUGAUAUAACUAUCAUUUCUUUCCUGUACUUAUUUGUGAAUGGUAGGGUUCAUUACAUACCUGUGGACUUAUGUCCAUAGAUACAUGUUGAACUUUGGCUAUGAUCUCUUUGAUAAACCACAGGCCUUGGUUGUCAAUGAUGUCUGACUUGGUCAUUUUUAACUGUCAACAGACCCCCCCCCCCCCAGUUGGAUUGGACAAAAUCCAAGAGAAGUAAUAAGCUUGAAAGGGAGAUGAUUUCUAUACCUGCCAAAUGAUAAAUAUAAUUUUUAUUUCAAAGCGGUGCAGUAGGGGGCAUUGUGUUUCUGACGAACACAUCUCUUGUUAAAAUAUAGAACUCUUUACUACUAAGUUGGAAAAACAAAAUUAUUAUAGUCUAAAAUUUAUUUAUAUACAUAAAAAUCAAUACUUAUGUAAUAAUUAGUUUUUAAUUUCGCCUGAGCAAGAAAAAAAAAUCAUAUUUAUAUUUGUAUAUCUGAGGAAGACUUUUCAUUCCUUUAUCUUUUGAAAUUGUAAGAUUUUCUUUUCUAGAGCAAUUUAAAUUCAUUUAUAUUUUGGAUUCAGUGUUGUGACUUAUGUUUUGAUGUUCACACUUUCCAAGCUUGAAGCAAAUGCAAAUGUUGUUUUCAUUGAUUAUGUGUUUUGUGGAUUUUGUUUCCAGAAGUUGUUUAGUCACUGGUUUGCAUUUAAUGCCUUGAAAUUGUGUUAAUUAUAAAAACUAAUUGCAUGCCAACAAGAAAGGUGUAUAUAUUGUUGAUUUAACAGUAAUUCGUAUUGCACUGUUAUCAAUUAUGAAACUACAGUAUUUUAUUGUGUACAAUUAUUUAUUAUGAAAAAUAUGUUCAUAAGUACUUUUGACAAAAAAGUUAAGAAAAUCGUUCACAGAGUAGCAAUUUUUGGUAGCGUUUCUUGUGAAUAUUUGUCUAGGUAAUGGACAGUUAUAAACACCAUCAGAAGUGUACUACCCAAAUAACAUUACGGAGUCCAUGGCGAUCACUUAUUACGUAUUUAAAUGAGGCUUUAAGGAGAACUGUACCUUGAGAUUUUUUAUACACGCAGUGUGUUUAAUAAGUUGCUAUUUUUACACGGUACUGCAGUUUAAAUUUUAUUUCCACAAGACCAGCUGUGUUCCAAAGUUUGCGAUUUCUGCCGAAAAUUUGUCUGCAUUGUUGAACGGUUUUAAUUUAAAUUUCGCGCCGAAUUAUCAUGUUACCUUCCGUAUUUUCAAAACGGAAGACCAACGGUACCUUUUAUUUAAAAAAAAAAUCUCACAGAAAGUAUAAGAUUCGUAACAUGUAUUAGUAACUCAAGUUACCGCAGCUCUCAAUGGAUGCUUUUUAGCUCACCUGAUUGCUCAGGUGAGCUUUUGUGACCGGUCUUUGUCCGUGGUAUGUCCGUACGUCCGUUAACAUUUGCUCGUAAACACUCUAGAGGCCACAUUUCUUGUCCCAUCUUCAUGAAACUUGGUCAGAAGCUUUAUCCCAAUGAAAUCUCAGCCGAGUUUGAAACUGGGUUGUGCCGGGUCAAAAACUAGGUCACUAGGUCAAAAAAAAGAAAAACCUUGUAAACACUGUAGAAGUCACAUUUCAUGCCCAAUCUUCAUGUAACUUUGUCAAAAUGUUUGUCUUAAUUAUAUCCAGGUUUAGUUCAAAAGUGGUUUUGAUCCGUUGAAAAACAUGGUCGCCAGUGGGCGGGGCAGUUUUCCUUAUUUGGCUAUAGAGAAACCUUGUAAACACUCUAGAAGUCACAAUUUUUGCCCAAUCAUCGUGAAAAUUGGUCAAAACAUUGGUCCAUGUCUCGGAUUUGUUUGAAAAUGGUCGAGAUCGGCGAAAAAACAUGGCCGCCAGUGGGCGGGGCAUUUUUCUCUAUAUGUAUAUAGUGGCAGUUUUCCCUAUUUGGCUAUAGAGAAACCUUGUAAACACUCUAGAAGUCACAAUUUUUGCCCAAUCAUCAUGAAAGUUGGUCAAAACAUUGAUUUUAUUGAUGAUAUCUCGGACGAGUUUGAAAAUGGACAGGAUCGCAGAAAAAACAUGGCCACAAGUGGGCGGGGCAUUUUUUCUCUAUAUGUAUAUAGUGAAAACAUGUGAACACAGUAGAAGUCACAUUUUUGGCCCAAUUUGUAUGAAGUUUGCUCAGAACAGAGUUUUUACGAGAGUUGAGUUCAAAAAUGGUUCCGGUCAGUUGAAAAACAUGGCUGCUGGGAGGGGGGCAGUUUUCUCAUUAUGCCCCCCCCCCCCCCCCCUUCGAAGAAGAGGGGGUAUAUUGUUUUGCUCAUGUCGGUCUGUCCGUCCACCAGAUGGUUUCUGGAUGAUCACUCAAGAGCGCUUAUGCCAAGGAUCAAGAAACUUCAUAGGUACAUUGAUCAGGACUCGCAGAUGACCCCUAUUGAUUUUCAGGUCACUAGGUCAAAGGUCAAGGUCAUGAUGACCCGAAAUAGUAAAAUGGUUUCCGAAUGAUAACUCAAGAACGCUUAUGCCUAGGAUCAUGAAACUUCAUAGAAACAUUGAUCAUGACUCGCAGAUGACCCCUAUUGAUUUUCAGGUCACUAGGUCAAAGGUCAUGAUGACCGGAAAAAGUAAAAUCGUUUCCAGAUGAUAUCUCAAGGACGCUUAGGCCUAGGAUCAUGAAACUUCAUAAGUACAUUGAUCAUGACUCGCAGAUGACCCCUAUUGAUUAUCAGGUCACUAGGUCAAUGGUCAAGUUCACAGUGCCAAAAAAACGUAUUCACACAAUGGCUGUCAAGGUCAUGGUGACUCAACUUAGAAAAAUGGUUUCCGGAUGAUAACUCAAGAAUGCUUACGCCUAGGAUCAUGAAACUUCAUAGGUACAUUGAUCAUGACUCGCAGAUGAAAUAAUGAUGAAACUUGACCAGAAUGUUUGUCUGGACAAUAUCUAGGUCAAGUUUGACAUUUGGUAAAGAUUGAAUGAACCGACUCCUCUCAGGUGAGCGAACUAGGGCCAUUUUGGCCCUCUUGUUUGUUUAUCAUAUUGGUGUCAUAGAAUAAAGGUUUAUUAAUUUUUAAUCUUGAAUACGCUGAAAUACCGUAAACAUGAAGAGUCAUUAUCUUGUUUACAGUACUUUUAAAAACAUUUCAAGUUUAUUUUCAAAGACGUUUUAUCAUUCGUUUACAAUAAAUUUCUGUGUUAACCUUAUCUUGAUAUUUUGUUCAUUCAUUUUAAGUGUAUUAUAAACACCGUGCAAUCAUGACGUAUUUAUUUAUUACGUAGUCAGUAAGUUUACGUUCGAUUGUGUUUACCUAUAUCGUUGUUUGUGACUUCGUUUAUACAUAACUAGAUAUUUGUUAAUAACAAAAGAAAAAGAAAACAAUCA